AUGUCUUCAUCAUCUGUGGCUAGGAGUGGGGAAUGGGUAACCCCUAAGAAGAUAAGGGGAGGUAACAGGUUAAUGGUAGCUGCAUCAACUCAAUCCGAAAAUUCAUUUAGUGUGUUACAGGCUGAAGUGGAGAAUGUGAACAAAGUUCACAUUUUGGAGGAAAGCGCUCAGUUUGUGCAUUGUACAGUUAAAGUUUUCGGUCAGACUCAGGAGUUCUGUUUGACGAUUGUGUAUGACUUUAACACCAUUGAGGAAAGAAGAGUUUUAUGGACUAAUUUGGCUAAGUUAACUUUCCUUGUUCAACCUUGGAUAAUGAUGAGUGACUUUAAUUCUAUCUUUUAUUUUGAUGAUAGGAUGGGAGGUCGAGGUAUUAUUGAAAAGGAAAUGGAGAUGGGUUAUGAUGUAGUCAAAGAUCAAUACCAAAGAGCUCAAUUAAAAUUGCAGCUCAAUCCUUCUAUAACUGUUUUGCGGCAGGAGGCUCAAAUUAACUAUAUUCAUCAUGCCAAAGUAUAUGAAAGUUUUCUUAGACAGAAAAGUAAGCAAGUUAUCGAGUUUCGUCCUAGAUUGGAUUUGGACAAACAAAUUGGCCUAGUUAAGCCGUUUACUACAAAGGAUGUUAAAACUGCUUUGUUUAAUUUCCACUCUCAUAAGAGUCCUGGGCUGGAUAGAUUUGGUUCAGCCUUAUUUAAAGCUUUAUGGAAAGAUAUAGGUGAAGAAACGCCCAUAGCAGUGUUGAAUUUCUUUGAAACAUGUCAUAUUUUUGCUAUUCUUAAUAGUACAUUGCUUUAUCCAAUUCCUAAGGUUGAUAGGCCAACCAAAGCAGUGGAUUACCGUCCUAUAGCUUGUUGCAAUACACUGUACAAGUGCAUUUUUAAAAUGCUUUGUUCUAGGCUUUUUGAGGUUUUUUCGUUUAUGAUAAAUAAUAAUCAAGGUGCUUUCAUUAAGAAAAGAUACAUUACUCACAACUUACUUAUUUUGCAAGAUCUUAUUAGAGGGUAUAACAUGAAGGGUAUCUCGUCUAGACGUGUGAUGAAAAUUGAUCUUAGUAAGGCCUUUGAUACUAUUGACUAG
Humulus lupulus (European hop) is the source of this 1071-nucleotide messenger RNA. RefSeq lists its product as uncharacterized. Bases 1 to 1071 code for a protein of 356 amino acids. The record is from RefSeq and is a predicted model, not a curated record. The transcript has 4 exons. Lineage: Eukaryota; Viridiplantae; Streptophyta; Magnoliopsida; Rosales; Cannabaceae.